CCAAUUGCCCACUGGGCACUAGCACAGCACAUUUUCCACUUAUUUAUUUCCGCCGCAUCUUUCUGCAAAGAUAGAUAUGCUAUAAAGAUUUCUACUGUCCACUACCAAGAGCACAGCCAUUCUGAAAGGCGAGAAAAACCUACCUGUGAUUCAGUUUUACUCUUUUUCACAACAACAAUGGCUGAUGAGGUGACACUGCUGGAUUUCUGGGCAAGCCCUUUUGGCAUGAGAGUGAGAAUAGCAUUGGCAGAGAAGGGAGUGAAGUAUGAGUACAGUGAACAGGACUUGAGGGACAAGAGUGCAUUGCUUCUUCAGAUGAACCCAGUGUACAAGAAGAUUCCAGUUCUCGUCCACAGAGGAAAACCAGUUUGUGAGUCCCUUAUUAUUGUUCAGUAUAUUGAUGAUGUGUGGAGGGACAAGGCUCCUUUGCUACCUUCUGAUCCUUACGAGAGAGCUCAGUCCAUGUUCUGGGCUGAUUUUAUUGAUAAAAAGGUAUUCGAGAUUACUAAGAAGAUAUGGACUACGAAAGGAGAAGAACUGGAGGGAGCAAAAAAGGAUUUUAUCGAGUGCCUCAAGCUGUUGGAAGGAGAGCUUGGAGACAGGCCUUAUUUCGGCGGAGAGAACCUCGGGUAUGUGGAUGUGGCGUUCGUUCCUUUCUACUGCUGGUUUUAUGCCUAUGAGACCUGUGGAAACUUCAGCAUAGAGGCUGAGUGCCCCAAGAUCAUUGCAUGGGCUAAGAGGUGCAUGCAAAAAGAGAGUGUAUCCAAGUCUCUUGAACAACCAAAAAAGGUGUACGAGUUCGUUUUGGAGCUCAGGAAGAGGUUUGGGGUGGAUUAAGAGGAAACACAUACGCAUGCAUCCAUGAGCAGACGAUCAGUAUGAUUUCCUCAUGCUGGGGUUGUUUUUUCUUUCGAAUAAUGGGAGCUCUUCGUGGCUGUGCCUUCUCUUCUGUUGUUUCUAUUAUGAUGCUGGAGCUUGGGAGCACUUCGUGGUGACUGGGCCUGGCCGAGUUUGUGGAGUUGUCAUCGGCUCUUUUGCCUCUCUUGUCGUGUUGUUCUCACUAUUUAUUAAAAUAAUGUGUUGAGAUUAUUUGACUGG
Molecule: messenger RNA, 1098 nt
Organism: Populus euphratica (Euphrates poplar)
Lineage: Eukaryota; Viridiplantae; Streptophyta; Magnoliopsida; Malpighiales; Salicaceae
Product: probable glutathione S-transferase
Exons: 2
Coding region: 178-837 (219 amino acids)
Biological process (GO): glutathione metabolic process
Cellular component (GO): cytoplasm
Molecular function (GO): glutathione transferase activity
Source: RefSeq, a predicted model, not a curated record